AUGGCUGCCUCCUUGAGCUUAAAGCGGAAGGACAAUUGGGCAGACGAUGAAACGUUUGCCCUCGUAAAUAUAUGGCAUGAGAAUCUUGCAAAUUUAAGAAAAAGUAAACGCAACCGUGUGGUUUAUGAAGGAAUGAGCUGUUCUUUCAAAACAUACGGAUUUACACGGAGUUCUGCAGAGAUCUCGAAAAAAAUACAAAACUUAAACCGGCGUUACAGGGAAGAAAAAACUAAGAUUGGCACAACUGGAGGAGAACCGUCCAAAUGGAGAUUUUUUCAAGCGGUGCAUGAAGUGAUUGGGGUGCUACCGUGCCAAGAUGCAUCGUCAAUGGUGGAAAGCAUGGAUAACAGCUUUCUGGCCGAUGAAAAUACAUCUUUAGUGACAGACAUGUCUCUUGAAGAGGACUGCCAGGAAGGUGGAGCAUUACCAAAUCAACUACCUGCUGCAGAUCCAGUAGAAGAUGUUGGUGUCGGUAGUCCCCGGCCUGAACUUCCCGAACUGGAACCAGUAGCUGGUCCAUCAAAUCAAGAAGAUUCUGUUGCACCCCAGAUUCUUGUAGAAAAUGAAACGAAAAAUGGUGUUUCAAGGACAGGGGUCGAAGCUAUAUCUGACUCGGACUCGUUCCAAAACUUCGAUGACUCGGCCAAUACAACUGGACCUUCCCCUUCUGACCCUGCUCCUCUGGACGCCCAAAUGAAGGAAAUAUUGAAAGGCAUGACUGAAAUGCAAAAAAAAAUGGACAAACUGGAAAAUACGGUGCGAGAAGAGAAGACCAAACGUCAGGCAUUAGAAAAAGACGUUUCGGACUUAAAGGAGGAGUUGCAGAAGAAAGAUAAAGAAAUCGAAGAUCUAAAAAGAUUUAAAAUUGAUGGGAAGAAGAACAUCAAUUCAGUAUUUCAAAAAGUGUUUAACAAAGAUGCUGAUUGGACUCAAGCGAGAAUUUCGCCGGCCAACCUCCUCCAAGUGCCGGGGAGCAGUCGGCAAUCAACACCACCCACCUCACCCACCUCCCGGCGCCAAUCACAGAUCUUCGACGUGGUUGCGGACGACACGGAAGAUUCCGGGGAGGAUGUAGAGCCCGUCACCAAUCCCCCCAGCCCCCCUGUCUCCCCAACAUCUCCGGUACGGAUAAAUGUGAUUCCGCCGUCAGCCUCUCCCCCACCAUCAUCUCCCGUCGCCGGACCUUCAUCUCCCGUCGCCGGACCUUCAUCUCCCGUCGCCGGACCUUCAUCUCCCGUCGCCGGACCUUCAUCUCCCAUCGCUGCACCUUCAUCUCCCGUCGCAGCACCAUCCUCCACCGCACCUCCUCCUGCCCCAGCAGCCCUGCAGGCAGCCCCUGGUGGUGCUCAACUGCCGCAGCCUCGACCAGCCAGGCGGCGCCAGUGGGCGCUUGUUGCUGACCCUGGCCUCAUCGUCGUUGGUAAGCGGCAGAGGCGAGCGCCGGAGCGCUACCAGGCCCCUGCAGACUCCCUGCGUAAGCGGGCCAGGAGGAACUAA
Molecule: messenger RNA, 1497 nt
Organism: Uloborus diversus
Lineage: Eukaryota; Metazoa; Arthropoda; Arachnida; Araneae; Uloboridae
Exons: 8
Coding region: 1-1497 (498 amino acids)
Biological process (GO): positive regulation of DNA-templated transcription
Cellular component (GO): nuclear body
Source: RefSeq, a predicted model, not a curated record